This is a messenger RNA of Sycon ciliatum, 5358 nucleotides long. RefSeq names its product metabotropic glutamate receptor 2-like. The record is from RefSeq and is a predicted model, not a curated record. Gene Ontology annotation, cellular component: plasma membrane. Gene Ontology annotation, molecular function: adenylate cyclase inhibiting G protein-coupled glutamate receptor activity. Bases 1054 to 4629 code for a protein of 1191 amino acids. NCBI's taxonomy places the organism in Eukaryota, Metazoa, Porifera, Calcarea, Leucosolenida, Sycettidae. Gene Ontology annotation, biological process: regulation of synaptic transmission, glutamatergic; G protein-coupled glutamate receptor signaling pathway. The transcript has a single exon.
CACUGGCUCCAUGGCUGGCAUACAAGCACUGCCACUACUACUAGUGCAACGACUUGAAAGUAACUGAGUGGAAGGGCGAAUGUGAAAGCGCACUGCCAUCAUUCACCGUGCGUUGACAUUGACAACAGAGAGCUGUUGAGAGCUCUAAACGCCACUCAUUCUGUUACGACAACCGGCGUCCAGUGACGUCUUCUGGCGUGCCAGGCACCCGGGGCACUGCAGACAAAACUACUGUUGACGUCGAUCGUAGCACCGUCCAGAAAACUACUUCAAUGGUAAGGCUAGAUCUGCUGGUACCCGGCACCCGUAGACCUACGCCGGAGUACGGUACCCGUCCUACCCUCCUUCCCAGGAUAACAAGAUACUUAGGCAGACGUGCGUGGCCAGCCAUCAGAUGCAGAGCUAGCGGCGAAUGUCAACGAUGUAACAUCGCCGCUCCGAAGUUAUUGUUGAAUAAAGUAAGUUAGUUGUGGCGUAGCAACUCCCCCUUCUAAUAAUCUUCGUAAUCAUUGUGGCCUACUUGACAAAUACCACAAAUCUAUGGCCAAGUAGAAGAACAGCAGGAGGGCGGUGCGAGAGUUUGUUGUUGGAUAUUUUUGUGCUGUAGCUGUAGGAUCGCUUUCCCAAAAUAAAUUAAUCGCACACUGGGAACUGACCGGUCCAGAAUGUGGCUGAUGCCGUGAUCAUGGUGAUGGAGCGCCGGCGCUGACGACGAUUUCGUCACAAUCGUGCUGUCCGGAUAAACUAUCACAACCAGCCUGAUAGCGAUGCUAGCGUGCGCCAUUGUUGCUAUCUUGGACUAACUUUGAGUGGGACAGCUACAGGGACUUAUCUUAGUAGUAAUACCGGAUUUACCUGCAGUACAGUACAGUGCAGUACAGUACAGUGCAGUACAGUACAGUACAGUACAGUACAGUACAGUACAGUACAGUACAGUACAGUACAGUACACUGUGCAGUGCUACCCCAUCGUUCUGUACUAUAGCCUGUGCAGCAGCUGCGUGGUGACUGCGGUGGGGAGGUCUCAAGCGAGUCAAGGGGACUGGACAGGAUCAUGGAUGGAGUGCAGUAUGACCGGUCGUCACGGUUACAGCUCUCAGUCUCGCUACACCAUGUGUUAGUGAUACUGCUGUUACAUGGCUGUGUGCUGGUCAGUAAUAUGACACUAGGCCAAAGCAGCAGUAUUUCACCGGCUGCAGCUUCCAUCACCCAGGGAGCCAUUACGUCUGUCCAAUCCACCCUGGCAACAAAUACACGCAGUCCUGCUGCCGGUGGCAAUAGUCCCACAGCAAGAAAUCCCGCAUCACAGUCCCCUGGCCAAGCACCGCAAACAAGCUGGGCAAGUGGCGGUGCCCAAUCUCAAACACCCCCAUCAAGGAACUCUCCACCAGCUGGAGGUAGUUCAGGGACCGGGCCGUCUGGGCAGUCUGGACAGCCAGGCAGUGGUCACAACCCUGCUUGUAACAGCAGACGGCGACUGCCUACGGUAUUCCAAGAGCCCGACGUCUGUCAUUACGAUGAGCCGGCAACACUGGGAGGUGCGUUGCUGGGUGCCAUGUUUGAUUUGCAUAGUACAUUCAGUAAUGUGGCAUACACGUGUCCAACGCGUACAUUCCAGAACUGGAGUGCUGUAAUGCAGACGCAUGCAUUUCUAGUGGCAAAGGAUGACAUGGUACAGCUAUUAGCCGCCGCCAACCCGUCGGUGGAUAGGGAGUUAAGUGUACAGUACAACACAACUCUGGCCGACGCGCUAGGCGUACGUAUUCGGGAUACAUGCUCCUCAUCUUUGCUUGGUACGGUUAAUGUCAUUCACCUAACCGUGGGUGCAUUGGAAGAGACAUCGGACGACGGGAGCUGUGAGCCACGAGUACAGCUGUUGGUGGGACCAGCCAGUAGCACUGAAGUAGCCAGUGUAUCACAGAUCCUCAGCUCAAAGUCUAUACCACAGAUCACCUACUGGGCAUCCAGCAGUGUAUUCGAUGACACCGAUGAAUAUCCAUACCUGUUUCGCACAGUUCCGUCCGACAAGCACCAAGUACGAGGACUGGCCGAUAUGAUUGAGCACUUUGGCUGGCGUUACGUUGCCGUGGUUGCGUCUAGCGACACUUUGUAUGGACAGAGUGGCCUGGAGGGUCUGAGGGCUGAAGCGGAUAGCCGACUAACGUUCUGCAUCGCGGAAGAGUUCACUAUUUCCCGCUCCUACUCCAGCCAUAGCAAUGCAGCUGUCAGGGCAUUGAGACGGGACACUCAGGUACGCGUAAUUGUCUUGUAUGCUGUACUGGACGAUGCAAGGAGCUUCAUCCUUUCAAUGCUGAGACAGAACUAUACUGAUGUUGUCGUGAUUGGCAGUGAAGAUUGGGUGAAUAGACUGGAUUUCAACGACCUAUUAGAUGCUGGCAGUGUGCUGAAUGGGACACGGGCAUUCCCCACUAUACUGGGUCUGGCGCCACGACCAGUCCAGACCACGUUACUGGAGAGCGAGACCAGACGUCUGGGAGAUAUGUUCAGGGAUCCACAGGCCAUGGCUCGCUACUGGCCCAGGAAUCCCUGGCUGCGACAGUACCUGGAGAGUACCCUGCACUGCUCAUUGCCCGAUAAUGAUGCUCCGGCAUGCCAGAACAGUACGUAUGCACGCAUGUGUAGACCAGAUGAAGUCUAUUUCCAGUAUGUGCCUAGUCUGCUGCCCACACAGCCACUGAUGCAAGCAGUGUUCCUGGGCACAACCGCUAUGUUCUACUCUGUCAAUAUCACUGCCAGCAGGAUCAACGCAAAGUCUCCGUUGCCGGGACAACCUGUGCAGCCGUCGUGUGCGCAGCUCGGAGGUGCGGACAUUCGCUGUCACUUGUCGGAGAUGACGAUUCCAUGCGACGACGUUGCCCACCUGAUCCCGGACGAGUACAAAGCGAGCACACGCGGCACGUUCUACGCUGACACGGAUGUGCGCGAGCUGUGUCACAUGUUCACUGAAGACCAGAGUGCAUUACCGUUGUACUGGGUAAUGAACCUGCACUUGACGGCCUCGGGUGAUUUCGGCAUGGAGAGGAUAGGCAGCUGGCAGGAUGCUUGGUCUGAAUCUAGCCUGGCUGAGCGGCUCACACUGAAUGAGACCAGCGGCAUAGCAUGGUCACUCUCCGGCAAGCUAGCACAUGUGCACGACAACACAUCCUACCCUAGGUCUGUGUGUCAUACGGAUUGCCAGCCGGGUUAUCGCCGCUCUCUGGUCGAAACCGUGCUCCACUGCUGCUGGGAAUGCCAGAAGUGCCGCCAGGAUGCUAUCUCCACGGAACUGAACUCUGACAGCUGCCGGGAAUGCAGUGAGCUGACAGCACCCAAUGAGCAACAAACGGAAUGCGUGGACAUACCUAGCACAUACAUCAAGCUAACCGAUUCCUACGGUAUCAUUAUCUUAGUGGAAGCAUCGGCUGGCAUUCUUGUUGUCCUCUUCACGCUGAUAAUGCUGUGGACGAACCGUAGCAAUCAGAUUACAAAGGCAUGUGAUCUCCACCUCAGCACGGUGAUUCUCUGCUCAGGUGUACUGGCAUUCGUAUCGGCGAUUGCGGCCAUGCUCAGGCCUACGCAUUCGCAGUGCACUCGCACGCUUCUCUUCUCGACACCCUGGACUCUACUCUGCUCCGCCACCGUACUGGCCAAGACAAACCGUCUGCAGCGUCUCUUCAACGCCGAUGCAUUCAGCCGCCUAAAGCUCCUGUCCACUCCUUACCAGCUGGUGUUUAUCGUUGGCCUGGCACUGAUAGGAGAAGCCAUUGCUGUUGCGGCAGUGUUCAUCAGUAAACCUGAUGCAGAGCGUGUUCUAAUCAGUGACGGCGUGGUGCACUUGUUAUGUCAGGGAAGCAAGAUAACGCAGUGGUACGGUUCUAUUGUCGCCUACAACAUCCUUCUCAUCUUGAUCUGCCUUGUAGUUGCUACACGUGUUCGCAAACUGCCGAAGAGUUUCAACGAGGCUCGGCUCAUCUUCAUGGCAUCCUUCUGCACAUUCAUGGUCUGGUUGGGCCUAGGUCCGGCAUUCUUCAUCACCGAGGGCAUCUUGCAGCCAUUCAUCAUUGCCUUGUCCUCCUCUACACAGAUAUGGUCUUUAUGGGCAUGUCUGUUUGGGCCAAGACUCUAUCAACUGCUCAGCCCCAAGGCCAAAGCCAAGCAGCUACGGCGCAACACGACCGGCAGUAGCUCUGCUACAUUCGAGCAUAGUCAGCGCAGAGCUCGCAAAGAACAUGACAAACAGCAAAGCUACAGGCAUGGAAAGUCGUCAAUGGGCUCCAUCGGUAGAUCGGCGACCAUUUCGUCGGAAAUCUCCUACAGUACAGACGACUACCCGGUGUCGGCAUCGCCCAAGAUCUCCACUGCAUCCAUGUCCUCCACUACUGGCCUUCUGCUUCAGUCACCAAUGAACGGUAUACAGCUGUCGCCCUUGAUGGGUACGAGUGAAGACUGCUCCAUUGCUGAGAGUGACACAGUCGUAAGCGAGACAACCACCACCAUGUACUGCAUAACACCAUCUCCUAAUCCAUCCCGAGCCAGUACUAACAUGGCCAAUGAGCUGCAGUCCAGUGAUGGCGGUGACAUGGAGCAGUUCAGCAAUGGUGGAACAGGGUAUGCGGGUCAUUGCCAAUAGUGCCAAUACCGGUAUCCAAUAGUUAUACCAACUAUAGUGUGCAGUAGAAGUUCAAAUCAUGAAGAGCCGGCUACCGAGGAGUUACGCCCUUCUCAUUAAACUAUAGACCACUGUACAGAAUCCUUUACCUGUUUGUGAAGUGGCCGAAUACAAUCUCUCAUUGGCAUAAUAUGAACAGCUUGUGUUGUCACGGUAUGUUUCGCGUGUGUUUGCCUGGCACAUACAUGUACAUAAUAGCAGAGUGACACUUGACCCUUUCCACGAAUACCCGCCGGCAUGAGUACUUUACACCUACUGAACGGCACACAGCUUGCUUCAGAGUCUGCAAGGAUCUUGAGCUACUAGCUACUAGCUACUAGUAGCCGAACUUCGUUAUAAAAGUAUCAUAGUAUGGCUGUCAAUUUCCUUACCAGUACUGCUGACGUUGUAAGAAUAGGAGGAAACCAGUCAACGUAUUCUGCUGUGCUCUCUGUCUAUAUUUUCUCUCUCUCUCCCUCUCCAGCUCUUUCUUUUUCUCUCUGCUGCAUAGUUUGAUGCGUGUGCGUGUCAGCGGGGCUGUGACGUUGUCCUUGAUUCAGAUCUAAGUUGGAUUACUUUUUAAAAAGGUUUUUGAAUGCCAGUUCCCUACUAUUGCAUCAUCUGUCAAGUUUUGUACACACCAUCAUAUCAUACAGGCAUACAGGGGUAACCAGGGUAACCAGAUUCCACCAGGUUGAACUACGACUGUAC